AUGGCAGCUACAUCAGCUACAUCAGCUACUUCCUUUUCUAUUGGAUCGAAAAUCUCUUUUGGUCCUAAAGCGAGCCAACUCCUGCUGCCAAAACCAUCUGUUGUUAGAUUCAACUCUCAGAAGCCACUUGCAACCUUCAGCGGUCUGAAGGCAACAGGCUCUAUGAACUGUGAGUCAGAGUCUUCAUUCUUGGGCAAGGAAAGCUAUGCCGCGUUGCAGAAUUCUUCAUCACCAAGAAGUGUCAAGUCAACUGGAAGGACGCAGUAUCACCUCAAUCCCCAGGCAUCUUACAAAGUGGCUAUUCUUGGAGCAGCUGGAGGGAUUGGCCAGCCUCUGGCAUUGCUGGUCAAGAUGUCUCCAUUGGUUUCUUCCCUCAACCUCUAUGAUAUUGCAAAUGUGAAGGGUGUUGCAGCUGAUCUAAGUCACUGCAACACGCCUGCCCAAGUCUCAGAUUUUACUGGGCCGUCUGAACUUGCUGAUUGCUUGAAGGGUGUGAACGUCGUUGUCAUUCCAGCUGGAGUCCCAAGAAAGCCCGGGAUGACCCGUGAUGAUCUAUUUAAUAUCAAUGCUAGCAUUGUAAAGACCUUAGUUGAAGCUGUUGCUGAUAACUGCCCUGAAGCCUUCAUCCAUGUCAUAAGCAACCCAGUGAACUCUACAGUACCAAUUGCAGCCGAGGUUUUGAAGCAGAAGGGUGUUUAUGAUCCAAAGAAGCUGUUUGGUGUUACUACUCUCGAUGUUGUGAGGGCAAAUACGUUUGUCGCUCAGAAGAAGAACCUAAGACUCAUUGAUGUAGAUGUCCCGGUUAUUGGAGGCCAUGCUGGGAUUACUAUCCUUCCACUUCUGUCAAAGACAAAACCCUCGGUCUGUUUCACUGACGAGGAGAUCCAUGAGCUGACUGUGAGGAUUCAGAAUGCUGGAACUGAAGUAGUUGAGGCAAAGGCAGGUGCUGGCUCUGCUACUCUGUCGAUGGCAUAUGCUGCAGCAAGAUUUGUGGAGUCUUCUCUUCGCGCACUUGAUGGAGAUGGUGAUGUGUAUGAGUGUGCAUAUGUGCAGUCUGAUGUUGCUGAUCUGCCAUUCUUUGCAUCGAGAAUCAAGUUAGGAAAGAAAGGUGUUGAAGCUCUCAUUUCAUCGGACCUCCAGGGUCUUACCGAGUAUGAGCAGAAGGCAGUUGAAGCGCUGAAGGCUGAAUUGAAGUCCAGCAUUGAGAAGGGUGUUGGUUUUGCCCAGAAGCAGUCUGUGGCUGCUGCCUAG
Molecule: messenger RNA, 1251 nt
Organism: Linum tenue
Lineage: Eukaryota; Viridiplantae; Streptophyta; Magnoliopsida; Malpighiales; Linaceae
Source: the annotation of a GenBank genome assembly